Thermothielavioides terrestris NRRL 8126 is the source of this 1476-nucleotide messenger RNA. RefSeq lists its product as uncharacterized. NCBI's taxonomy places the organism in Eukaryota, Fungi, Ascomycota, Sordariomycetes, Sordariales, Chaetomiaceae. Bases 1 to 1476 code for a protein of 491 amino acids. Gene Ontology annotation, biological process: transmembrane transport; metal ion transport. The record is from RefSeq and is a predicted model, not a curated record. The transcript has 4 exons. Gene Ontology annotation, cellular component: membrane. Gene Ontology annotation, molecular function: cobalt ion transmembrane transporter activity; magnesium ion binding; cobalt ion binding.
AUGCCGACGCUGAGCGCCCCUUGCGAGAUCACCGUCGUUGAUUUCUCCCAGGAUAAUUUAUCCAUACAGAAGUUCGACAACGAGACGCUACCGUCGUUUAUGAACCGGCCGCAACCGGGUUGGGUCAAAUGCCGUUGGGUCAAUGUCAAUGGUCUCAGCUGGGACGUCAUCAAGGUCAUUGGACGACGCAAGAACCUCCACAAGCUGGCAGUCGAGGAUCUCAUGAAUACCAGGAACCGGACGAAAGUUGAAUGGUUUCCCACGCAUGCCUUCAUCAUCUUGACCCUUCAGAAACUGGUCCAUCUGUACGACUCAGAUAGCGAGGACUCGGACUCUGGGGACGACGACCGAAGCCAGAAAAGUGGAGCAAGCAAGCUCAGCACGAGGUCCUCAAGGAGACUGUUCAGACGGUUGCGGAGAACGUUUCGAGCCCCAACUCGCGAUGAGCUAGAACAAGACCUUGGAGCCGGGAGGGCAUCAAUCCCCGUGGACUUUGGAGGUUACGUCGGAUCGCAACCCACUAGCUUCGCUCGCAUUCCCCAAAUCAGCCAGUUACGUACACUCCAGCGAUAUCAUGGCUCGCGGGAUGACCCCCGGAUACAGUACAUGGAAAAGCAUUCUUCGUUGGCCUCCAAGAAGCUCGCCGUCGCCUGCGAACAGGUAUCCUUGUUCAUAACCAACGACAACACCAUCAUCAGCUUCUUCGAACAAUCAGCACAGGACGUCGAAGCACCCAUCGUCCGACGCCUUCAGACAAACGACACCAUUAUCCGCCAAUCCUGCGACGCUUCCAUGGUCGGGCAGGCCAUUCUGGACGCGAUCAUUGAUUUGGCGAUCCCAGUCGCCGCUUGCUACGGCGAUGUGAUUGGAGACCUCGAGCUGGACGUCCUGAACCGCCCGAACAUCGGGCAUACCAAGCGCCUUUACAUCCUCAUCGCCGAGAUCAACAAGAUACUGGCCUUCAUCAACCCCAUCACGUCGCUGAUCAAUGCCCUGCGGGAUCACAAGGCGGAUGUGGCGCAGGAUGCCAUCAUGGCGCAUCUGCUGGACCCGAAGCAAGGCGUUAUCAUUACUCCGCUGACUUACACAUAUCUCGGAGAUGUCCUGGACCAUUGUGUUCUCAUCACCGAGACACUCAAUCAGCUCAAGGGCUCGGCCGACGGCAUGAUCGGGCUGAUCUUCAACACCAUAUCAGCAUAUCAAAACGAAUCCAUGAAGCAGCUCACCAUAGCCACCAUAAUCUUCCUCCCUUUGACCUUCUUGACUGGAUACUUUGGCCAGAACUUCCAGCCAUUCACUGUUCUGCAAGAGGACGUUGGCUACUUUUGGAAAAUUGCAAUCCCUGUCGUCAUCUUCACCACCAUCAUCUUGCUUAGGGAAGUGAUUUACGACUAUUGCAAGGCGUUGCUUCAACGGCGCUACAUUCUGCGCCUGAAGAAGAGUCGAUCAAGGAGGCGGGACAAGAAGCGCCUGUGA